GUAGUGCGUUGUUCUUUAAAGAACUAACAUCUUCUGACACGUAUCACCUGACUUACACUGCAAAAUAUCAGCAUAAAUUAUAUAAACAGGUUUUAAAAGUAGAGACUAGCGAAUAAAAACUUGCUUUAUCAAUUGGGUUAACAAGUCGUACCCGAAAACGCUCGUAAUUCGUUUCACAGUUAGAAAUGUUUUCAGUCGAUCGUCUGCACUCGAAGUAAGAUGGAAGCAGAAGAAACUGUUGGGAUUAAAGCUCGUAGUGUUUUAUGGUAUUUAACCUUCGUAGGCUUUGCCAUGAACUACAUGAUUCGUAUAAAUGUCAAUAUCGCGAUUGUUGAUAUGAUAAGUGCUGAGUUUAAAGGAGGUAAAAGUGUUGAAGCAAUGUCAGAAUGUCACACAUUUGUAAACUCAACAAAUGAGACUUUUUAUCACAUCAGUCAUGAUGAGAGAAAUGACGACUUUGACAAUGAAAAAAAUUAUAUUUCGCUAGAAAGACGACUGCUUGAUUUUAUUGGAGUUGAAUAUGAGCGAGACGGUUUCAAGUGGAAUUCACAAGCACAAAAUGAAGUGUUGGGAGCAUUUUUCAUUUUACAUUGGAUGACACAACUUCCAGGUGGAAUUCUUGCUGCUAAAUAUGGAACGAAGUUGAUUUUUGGCCUUGCUAAUUUCAUCGGCUGCGUCACAUGCAUGCUCGUGCCAAUAACCGCAUAUUUUAGUAUCAGAGCGGUCAUUAUUUUAAGACUUUUACAAGGUAUUGUUGCUGGCGCUGCAUGGCCGGCCAUGAAUCAUCUUGUUGGCCGUUGGAUUCCACCGAAUGAGAGAAGCAAAUUUGUUACAGCUUAUAUGGGAAGCUCCAUUGGUGUCGCCAUAACUUAUCCAGUUUUCGGAUUCAUUAUGCAAAGUAGUUCUUGGGAAAAUGUUUUUCAUUUUUGCGGAAUCGUUGGAACAAUUUGGUACGUCGCGUGGUUAUAUUUUGUCUACGAUAUGCCAGAACAACAUCCGCGGAUUCAUCCGAAAGAGAAAGAAUACAUUUUGAAAUCUUUGGGAUCGUCGGUUGUUCGAGGCGACAAGACAAACUUGAAAGUGCCUUGGAAGGAGAUUUUAACAUCUCGUGCGACAUGGAUGAACAUCAUAGCUCAAUGGGGUGGUGUAUGGGGACUUUUUACUUUGAUUGCACAAGCUCCAAGUUACUUCCGUUUGGUUCAUGGAUGGGGAAUUGAAAUGACGGGAAUACUUUCGGGACUUCCACAUUUGCUUCGUGUAAUCUUCUCACUUGUUGUCUCGACACUUUGCGAUCAUCUUUUGGCAAAUAACAAAAUGUCGAGAACAAAUGUCAGAAAGUUGGCAGCAUUUAUGAGUCUUAUCAUGAAUGGAUUUUUCGUAAUUGGAUUAGCAUUUUCUGGUUGUCAUGUGAUACUAGCUGUAGCACUUCUAACCAUCUCAUUAAUGCUUCAUGGUGCUGUAUCAAGUGGAGCAUUAGCGUCUGUUGUUGACAUAAGUCCAAAUUUUGCUGGCAUUUCAUUGGGGAUAAAUUCAUCGUUCUCUGUACUCACUGGUUUCAUUUCACCGCUUAUCGUUGGAUAUUUAACCAACGGUCGUCAGAGUAGCAUAGAACCAUGGAAAUAUGUCUUUGAAAUUUGUGCAGCUAUGCAAAUAAUUUGCGGUAUCUUCUACUUAUUGUUCAGUGACUCGAGUCUUCAAGACUGGAAUAAGCCACAGAAUCUACCGCAAUAUGCUUUAACAAGUGGUGCAGUAGUGAAGAAGAUGGAAAAUGUCUCAGAUACACAUUGCAAGGAGAUUCAUCCCGAAGAAAAGCGAUUAAGUUAAAGAUUAACCUGAGUUUAGCUUGUAAUUUUACAUUUUAAAUAAGAUAUCUUCAUACAUAAGCAUAUAUCUAUGUAUAUGUGUGUACAAAUAAAUGCUUAGGUACAUGAAAAAUUCACAACAUAACGAGAAAGAAAACUCAACAAACUCUCAUGCAGAAAAUGUUUCAUCCUUUCGCUUCUCUAUUAUCAUGCAUAAUACAAAAACGACGAACACAAUAAAGCGUUUGGGUAAAUCUUAUUUCAACAUUAAAAAAACCAGCCACACUCUUUGCUUCAUAGAAUGAACCACUUAAACAAAUUCACAGAAACCGAUAAAACCACUUACCGUAUAAAAUGCACCUGAUAUGUUUAUGAAUGCAGCAAAAUAAAAUUUGAAAAACAUUUUCCAUUUUCUCUCUUUUUUUAGUUUUUGGUUUGUGAAUUUUUCAUUAUGCGGAUUAUCAAUUAAAACAUAAAUGAAUGAAAA
This is a messenger RNA of Clunio marinus, 2289 nucleotides long. NCBI's taxonomy places the organism in Eukaryota, Metazoa, Arthropoda, Insecta, Diptera, Chironomidae. The record is from the annotation of a GenBank genome assembly.